GCGCAAGUCGCUGUUCGGGUGUCUGUUUGGGGGGGAGGGGGCGGCGGCCGGGAAGGCCGACUCCGUCCCCUGUGCGCAUGCUCCGGCGUCGGCGGGUUAUAAGGCAGCCCCGCGGCCACGGCUCGACAAAGUGCUGGCGAGCUGCGACGUGAGUAUCCUGGCGCGUGGGUGCCCUAGCGAGCAAACAAGGCAGCCGGAGGAGGACGCGACCGGGACCCUGAGCCCCGCGGAACUCCAGCCGUGCCGCCGCGUCACGCACACGCUCGGCGCCGCGAGCCGCGCAUAACGGGGUGUUUAACCUGGGAUCUGCAGAUUGAUCCUCCAUGCUCACUGUAUAAGAUGAAGGCUUUUAUUUUGCUCAACUCGGGGAACACCUACAGAGAUCAGUGAACCUCAGGUUUGAAAUACCUGCUUAGUAGUCUUCAGAAUACUGGAGGUGAAGUAGAUUCCAGCAAAAAUGCCAGCUUUUAUGCUCAGAUACUCAUUUAUAUUCAAAGUAAUAAAGUGACACAAGCCUGACAACACAUCUAUUUAUAAUUUUAAUCCAGCCAGAAAUUUCUUCAUAUUCUGGAACAAGAUAUUUGGAUUUGAACUGCAUUUUGGAAUUUAUCUACAUUUAAAAUGCCACCAGCAAUUGGAGGUCCAGUUGGAUACACUCCCCCAGAUGGAGGCUGGGGGUGGGCGGUGGUAGUUGGAGCUUUCAUUUCCAUUGGCUUCUCUUAUGCAUUUCCCAAAUCCAUUACUGUGUUCUUCAAAGAAAUUGAAGGUAUAUUCAAUGCCACCACCAGUGAAGUUUCAUGGAUAUCCUCCAUCAUGUUGGCUGUCAUGUAUGGUGGAGGUCCUAUCAGCAGUAUCCUGGUGAAUAAAUAUGGCAGUCGUCCAAUCAUGAUUAUUGGCGGCUGCCUGUCAGGCUGUGGCUUGAUUGCAGCUUCUUUCUGUAACACUGUGCAGGAACUUUACUUGUGUGUUGGGUUCAUAGGAGGUCUUGGGCUUGCCUUCAACUUGAAUCCUGCUCUGACCAUGAUUGGCAAGUAUUUCUACAAGAGGCGACCAUUGGCAAAUGGACUGGCCAUGGCAGGCAGCCCUGUGUUUCUGUCUACCCUGGCCCCUCUCAAUCAGGCUUUCUUUGGUAUCUUUGGCUGGAGAGGAAGCUUCCUAAUUCUUGGGGGCUUCCUGCUAAACUGCUGCGUAGCUGGAGCUUUAAUGCGACCAAUAGGGCCCAAGCCAACCAAAGCAGGGAAGAAAGAUAGGUCUAAAGAAUCCCUUCAGGUAGCUGGAAAAUCUGAUGCAAUAAAAGGGGCCAGUGAUGCAAAUACAGAUCUUAUUGGAGGAAACCCCAAAGAAAAAAAACGAUCAGUCUUCCAAACAGUAAAUAAAUUUCUGGACUUAACUCUGUUCACACACAGAGGCUUUUUGCUAUACCUCUCCGGAAAUGUGCUCAUGUUUUUUGGACUAUUUACUCCUCUGGUCUUUCUUAGUAAUUAUGGCAAGAGUCAGCAUUAUUCUAGUGAGAAGUCUGCCUUCCUUCUUUCCAUUCUGGCUUUUGUUGACAUGGUAGCCAGACCUUCUAUGGGACUUGUAGCCAACACAAAGUGGAUAAGACCUCGAGUGCAGUAUUUUUUUGCUGCUUCUAUUAUUGCAAAUGGAGUGUGUCAUCUGCUAGCACCUUUGUCCUCCAGCUAUGUUGGGUUCUGUGUCUAUGCGGGAGUCUUUGGAUUUGCAUUUGGGUGGCUCAGCUCUGUAUUGUUUGAAACACUGAUGGACCUCGUUGGACCCCAGAGGUUCUCCAGCGCUGUGGGACUGGUGACCAUUGUGGAAUGCUGUCCUGUCCUCCUGGGGCCACCUCUCUUAGGUCGUCUCAACGAUGUAUAUGGAGACUACAAAUACACGUACUGGGCCUGUGGCAUAAUCCUUAUUAUUGCGGGUAUCUAUCUCUUCAUCGGCAUGGGCAUUAAUUAUCGACUUGUGGCAAAAGAACAGAAAGCGGAGAAGCAGCAGAAAAAGGAAAGUAAAGAGGAGGAGACCAGUGUAGAUGUUGCAGAGAUGCCAAAAGAAGUUGCAGAUGCAGCGGAAUCUUCAGAGCAGAAAGGCACAGAGGGAAGCCCCAAAGAGGAGGAGAGUCCAGUCUAAACUCAUGAAGCUGAAGAGUAAAUGGAGCAGGUCAUGACCCAAGAUAUCUGAAAAUAUUCUGCAGGCCUGUAAUCUAUCAGUGGUGCUUGAUGCAAAUUAGUGGACAUUUGUGUGGACACCAUACCAGGUAUUCAUUGAUGGAAUUUUUGUUUCACUCCUUACAAGUGGCCUGAAUUUAAAAUGCCAUACUUUUGGAGAGGGAGUAAGUGGCAAAGAAUGAGGGAAGGAAGUUGUUUUUCUGUUUGUUUUUUUAAUCUUAGCCUUUACAGUGUCAUGAAGAUUAUAACAUGUGCCUUAAGUUUUAGUCUUUAGAACUCUUUAGAUAGCCUUAACUUUUAAAACCAUUCUCCUGAAUUCAUAUAUUUUAGGUGUUGUGUUACAAGGAAAAAUGACUAGUUUUAGACAUCUAAAAUUUUUAAUUAAUUUUGCUUCGUUAUUAUUUGUAAUAUGUCAGACAUUGUCACUAGAAGAUUUAUGAAUAGAAAUAUUGGUUCAAGGUUGGGGGUUUUAUAAAAUCCUGACUAAAUUAUUUUCUUAACAUCAAUAGUUGCCUGGUAUAUGUGCCUGCUAGUUAUAUAUUUAGGAAACUUAAGGCAUAAAACUUUGGAAAUAUCUUGGCUGUUCUAGACACAUUGUACCAUCAACACCCCUCUGGUAUCUUUUUUCUUGGAAUGCUUAGCAGAAACCCAGUGCUUGAGAGUUGAUUUCAUUAUAUUACUAUUUUUUGUUCCCCUUUUCAAUGACACAGUUUGGUUAUAGGUCUUUGCCCCUUUUGAGAUCAUUUAGUGUUAUUUUCACUGUAUAAGUUAAUAUUAAAAUAUACAAAACUAUAUACUUGUGCCUCCUUAGUAAAUACAACAUAUCUAAUUAAAUGUAGGCAUAUAUCAAACAGCAGCUGAAUUCAGCUUAGGUUUUUCCAAAACCUCAGCUAAAGUAUAAGACUUAGAAUUUUUUUUGUUGUUUUUUUCUGGAAUUUUCCCCCAUUGAUCCAUACUGGUUCCAUUAAUAUCUGCUCUAACUUAGAGCUGUAUAUGAGAUAGUCACUCUUUGUUUAGUUUUUUUUUUUUAAUGUUUGCUCAUUAGAGCAAGCCAGAGAGAGUUGGCCCCAAGCAAACCAAUAAUGAUAAGAUUGGGAGGAACCUUGCUAAGUGCGCUUAGUUUCGAUAAAUAACAUCUUUUCUUUUUUCUGAGAAGGACUUAAAAUUAUGUUUUGCUUAGAAUUAUUGGACAUAUUCUUACUCUCCACACAAACUUAAAAAUUUUAUGAUUCUACUUACUUACCUGAAAAGUAAAGAAAUGGGUUUAGUAUAGGAUAAGAGAAUGGACCAGAAUGAAAACUGUAAAUAUUUUUUAACCUAAUAUCUUUUAAAUUGAGGCAGGAAGAUAAUAGACAUUCAAUGAAUUAUAUUCAAUGCAUUAAAAAAUGAAGUUGUAAUUGACACAGUGAAAGUAUAGAUACAAACCUUGUGUAAAAGGCUGACUUUUCCAAAUAAACUUUUUUUUUCUUAAUGUUUCAGCCUCCAAAUGUUUAUUUUCUUGAGGAAAAUCUUUUCUGUCUUCAUUCUCAUUAUCAAGAUACAAUUUGGCCCUUGCUAAUAUUAAAUCAUUCAGCUUAUAUGCUUUGCGAGUUGUGUAUAUGGCUUAUUUUAUUUUGAUUUUUCUUCCUAAGAUAAGCAGGAGGGGAAUUUUGAAACCACCUCUGAAAGCAGAGAAAUUAACUUUUAGAAUGAAACUCCCUUCCUUUCUAUGCCCGAGUGUCACAAUAAAUGGAGGAAUUUUAGGGGAGAAGCCUUCUGUGAUUGUUGGCAGGCUUGGCUUCAUUUUGGACUCUGUUAUUUUCCAUGUACUCAAGUCUUUAACUUGUAUGUGCCUCUGUCUUGCCAAUGGGUUUCAGCCCCAGGCAAUUUCACUAUGGAUUCAAUGAGACCAGGGAAUGACAAUGGAACGUUCUUGGGGUGAAAGUGUUUAUACCAACUUUAUUCUUAUGGUGGCGGGUCAAUCACUAGAAUCCCGUCCACUCAGAGCGAGUCUGCAUGCAGCAAGCUGGUGUCUGCCUCUCGGCCUCUCUGUCCCCGCAGCCAUCUCAGUUUCUAUCCUCGACACUGCCACCACUCCAGUCAGCUCUCCUGCAGCCAUGCAGCUGAGCAGCUAUGCCACCAUGUCACCCAGAGCACUGGGCAGAGCUCUUUAUAUAGAGUCUAUAACAACGUAUUGCCCACAUGUAUGUAGUGAGCUAGCCAACCAGGGCCAGGUAAGAAUCCUGGCCAUAGGAACCUUCACUUUAUCCACAGCUUCUUUCACUGUCAGUGAGGUAAUAUAGGUAAAGGAAAUGUAGGGAGAAGGGGCCAAAAGUAGAGCUGAUACAUGGGAUUAUUUUCCCCUAUGGGGAGACCUUUUCCCUUCUUCCCUUCCAGGUUCUUUGGAUGACCAAAUAAUUAAGCUGAUGUAACAGGAGGAAAAACAGGAUUACCUACAUCUGGGAGCCUCCUCACAUAGACAUGAGAGGGUCAAAGAUGUCAGACAGUUGAGGCUUAUAUGGAGAAAGGGAGUUGGGGUCUGAGGCUUCAAAAGGAGAAUUCAUAGGAAGAUGGAAGGAGCAAUGUUUGCCAUCCCUUGUAGAAAAGUUUUCCUUAUGUAAAAGAAGUUAUCUUUGGCAAUAAUUCUCUUGCUGGUAUAGGCUCCCUAUCUAAAUUCCUUUAGGCAGUUAAGGGGGUGGGGAAAAAAGCUUCUUGCAUCAGUAGAUUGCCUUUAGCUCAAAUAAUUAACAUGCCAAAAUGACGCCUUCUGGGGUGGCCUGUCCUUGUGGGGAAGUUGGGUUCCUAUGGCCAGGAUCCUCACUGAACUGAAACCACUUGAUGAUGUUAACUGGCCUGUUGCUAGGCUACUGCUUCCACACCCAUAGGCAAUAAGCAAUUAUUGCACUAUAUAGAAAGCUAGGCCCAGUACUUGGGCGGAGGCAGGGAUGGUAGUGCGCGACCUACUGCCAGGAGGACAAGCCGGGUAAUAAACCCUUUCACCCCAAGAACCUGCUACUCUCAUUUCUUUGGUCACAUUGAGUCCAUAGUGAAUUUGCCUGAGGCUGAAACACAUUGGCAAGGCAGUCCUGAGCCCCAUCACCUCACCCCAAUUGUUCAGCUCAUCCACAGAGAAGACCCUGUUUAGUCUUGGUUCAAUUGUUCAGUCUUGUUAGAGAAGUUAGGGGUAUGUAGUACAGAUUCCUCACCACUUAGGAGGGGUUCUAAAACUGCUGCAUUCAGAGGCAAGGGUUAACUGGUUCAGAUCUGAAACAGCCUUUAAUCACUCAGUCCAAACCUUUUUCCCACUGAAGAGACAGGUUUAAGGUAUUUAGUCAAGAUGAAUUUUGUUACUAGCCAACACUAAUAUCCAAUUUAGGCCUACCCUGUGCCUUCUAUUCCUUGUUAACAAUCAGCUAAUCCUCUUUGUGUUGCAGUGUUGUGUUCAAUACUGGAAGCAGCUGGUCUUUCUAAUCCAGUCUGUUGUCCCUUAAUCCAUGUGAAGACUAAGUUUUAUUUCAGCUCACAGUUUCAAUGGCUCUUUAGGAAAAAUAGAUGUGUGUCCAUAGUACCUGCCUAUCUUUGCUUUUCUCUGUCCCACACUAUUAAGUCACAGCACAUGUUGAGGUCUCAGGUAGUUUUAGUGCCCAAAGAAGUCACUGUUCAAGGGUACACCCUGAAACAAGUCAAAGCUGGAAAACUAUUUUACAAGCUGAUAGAUCGGACUUUUACAGAUGAUUAUGGUAAUAAACAAGACCAUAUUAUGUUAUACUCAAGUCUAUUGAGAAUUUGAAUUAACUAGCCAGGUAUGGGGAAAAUGGAAGCUCCUUUGGCCAGGAUCCUCACCUGACCCUGAACUGCUUAUGUAAUUGGCCUACUGCUGGGCUACUGCUUCCGCAUCUGUAGGCAAUAAACUUAGUGACUGAGUCACCAUAUAAAGAGCUCCACCCAGUGCUCUUGGUGGAGGCAGAGAUGAGGUGGGUUGUGGAUCUGCAGAUUGCUGAAUGCAGAUGUGAUUCUAGUGCUCAACCUACAUAAGAAUAAAGCUGGGUAUAGACCCUUUUACCCCAAGGACAUUAAGUUGUCAUUUCUUGGUCUCACCUAAUCCAUAGUGAACUUGCCUGAGGCUGAAACCCUGGGCAAGAUACCAAAAUAAAUGAGUAAUUUCUACAAAAAGUAUUCAGGAAUGGAUGAUGGUAAAACAAAUUAUGGAAAAUUCAAGGUAUUUAUCCCUGGCUUAAUCACAUUUAUGAAUGAACCUCUGGAUUCUUGGGUCAUCGGAAUUUAGUAGUUUCCGUUUUCACCGUACAUGAAUAUGUCAAUGUUAAUCCUGUAUCUUAAAAAGGAAAAAAAUGUUAAAAUCUGUUUAAUAUUUUUGUAUGAACCAGUAUUUUAUUGUAUUGAAUGUCAGAUUGAUACAUUUGUUAUUGUUUAUAUGAAAAACCUAAAUGGGUUUUACCUUCCCUGGCAAAAGAUUAAGAGUAUAAUAAACUUAAUAAUUAGA
This is a messenger RNA of Manis pentadactyla (Chinese pangolin), 6648 nucleotides long. It is a transcript of the gene SLC16A1, whose product is annotated as solute carrier family 16 member 1. NCBI's taxonomy places the organism in Eukaryota, Metazoa, Chordata, Mammalia, Pholidota, Manidae. Gene Ontology annotation, cellular component: membrane. The transcript has 8 exons. The record is from RefSeq and is a predicted model, not a curated record. Gene Ontology annotation, biological process: monocarboxylic acid transport; transmembrane transport. Bases 622 to 2130 code for a protein of 502 amino acids. Gene Ontology annotation, molecular function: monocarboxylic acid transmembrane transporter activity.